CCGGGAGCCAGGCCGCGCCGCGCCGCGCCGCGCCGGCCGGAGGGGCCCGCAGCCCGGACCAUGGCGGCGGCGGUGGCGGGCGCCGAGGGGCGGCGCGCGGCCCUGGAGGCGGCGGCGGCGGUGACGCCCGAGCGGGGCGGCGGGAGCUGCGUGCUGUGCUGCGGAGACCUGGAGGCCACGGCGCUGGGCCGCUGCGACCACCCGGUGUGCUACCGCUGCUCCACCAAGAUGCGGGUGUUGUGCGAGCAGCGCUACUGCGCCGUGUGCCGCGAGGAGCUGCGCCAGGUGGUCUUUGGGAAGAAGCUUCCCGCCUUUGCCACAAUCCCCCUCCACCAGUUGCAGCACGAGAAGAAGUAUGACAUCUAUUUCGCGGACGGGAAAGUUUUUGCCUUGUACAGGCAGCUGCUUCAGCACGAGUGCCCACAGUGCCCCGAGCUGCCGCCGUUCGGCCUCUUCGGAGACCUGGAGCAGCACAUGCGGAGGCAGCACGAGCUCUUCUGCUGCAAGCUGUGCCUCAGGCACCUCAAGAUCUUCACGUACGAGCGCAAAUGGUACUCGCGCAAGGACCUGGCGCGGCACCGCAUGCAGGGGGACCCCGAUGACACAUCCCAUCGCGGGCACCCGCUCUGCAAGUUCUGUGACGAGCGCUACCUGGACAACGACGAGCUGCUGAAACACCUGCGGCGGGACCACUAUUUCUGCCACUUCUGUGACUCGGAUGGGGCCCAAGACUACUACAGCGACUACGCCUACCUGCGCGAACACUUCCGGGAGAAGCACUUCCUGUGUGAGGAGGGUCGCUGCAGCACCGAGCAGUUCACCCAUGCCUUCCGCACCGAGAUUGACCUCAAGGCCCACAGGACGGCCUGCCACAGCCGCAGCCGUGCCGAGGCCCGCCAGAAUCGCCAGAUCGACCUGCAGUUCAGCUACACGCCGCGGCACUCUCGCCGGAACGAGGGGGUCGUCGGGGGCGAGGACUACGAGGAGGUGGACAGGUACAACCGCCAAGGCCGUGCGGGCCGGGCCAGUGGUCGUGGAGCCCAGCAGAGCCGCCGAGGAAGCUGGAGGUACAAGAGGGAAGAAGAGGACCGGGAAGUGGCAGCUGCCAUCCGGGCCUCAGUGGCCGCGCAGCAGCAGCAGCAGCAGCAGGAGACACGCAGGAGUGAGGACCGGGAGGAGGGCGGCAGGCCCAAGAAGGAGGAGGCAGGGGUGCGGGGUCUCGAGGAGCUCCGAGGUGCCCGGCGCCCGCCCCGGACUCAGGGUGAAGGUCCAGGUGAGUUGACUCUGCCCUGGCACGGGAGCCACCUGGGAGGCCCCAAGGAAGCCUCAGCCAAUGGUCCUGUAAGCCAGGAGUCCCUCCCGGCAGCCGGCCCGGCCACAGGGGCCAUGCUUCCAAGCACCCUCCCGCCCCCCACCUCGAAGCUCAAGGACGAAGACUUCCCCAGCCUCUGCGCCUCCACCUCCUCCUCCGCCUCCUCCUCGUCCACCGCCGCGGCUGCUCUGGGCCCCGCGGGGCUGGCUCUGGCCUACCAUGUCCCUGCCAGAGGCAGGAGCACCUUCCAGGAGGACGACUUCCCCGCCCUGGUGUCCUCCGCCUCGAAGCCCAGCUCCGCCCCCACCAGCCUCAUUUCUGCCUGGAACAGCAGUGGCGGCAAGAAGGUCGCGCAUCCCACCACAGGGGCCCAGGCUGCUGGCGGCAGCAGCCAGCCCCCCAGGAAGGCUGGGAAGGGGGGCAAGGGCAGCAAGAAGGGCGGGCCACCCCCCUCAGAGGAGGAGGAGGAGGAUGGCCGCGCCGGCCUUACCGCCCAGGAGCUCCGGAGCGUGCCCACCACGGUGGCCGUCUCCUCCCUGCUGGCACUGGCCUCCACCCAGACCCUCACCAAGGUUGGCAAGAAAAAGAAGGUGGGCUCAGAGAAGCCGGGUGCCGCCUCGCCGCCCCCACCGCCCCCUGACAGAGAUGGAUCCCCUGGGGCCGAGCGGACCCCCGGCGCACCCACUGGCAGAGCCGAGGGGCCAGUUGCCGUCAUUGUCAACGGACACACGGAGGGGCCGGCCCCGGCUCGGAGCACGCCCAAGGAGCCCCCUGGGCUCCCACGGCCCCUGGGGCCCCUUCCCUGCCCCACAGCCCAAGAAGACUUCCCAGCACUGGGAGUCCCCUGCCCACCCAGGAUGCCCCCUCCCCCAGGCUUCAACGCCGUGGUGCUCCUGAAGGGCGCUCCACCCCCACCCCCACCCGGCCUGGUGCCCCCUGUCAGCAAGCCGCCGCCUGGCUUCUCCGGCCUCCUGCCCAGCCCACACCCGGCCUGCGUCCCCAGCACUGCCACCGCCACAAAAGCACCGAGGCUGACACCUGCACCACAGGCCUACCUGGUGCCCGAGAACUUCCGGGAGAGGAACCUGCAGCUCAUCCAGUCCAUCAGGGACUUCCUGCAGAGUGACGAGGCCCGCUUCAGCAAGUUCAAGAGCCAAUCGGGGGAGUUCAGACAGGGCGUGAUCUCCGCGGCCCAGUAUUACAAGAGCUGCCGUGACCUGCUCGGGGAGAACUUCCAGAAGAUCUUCAACGAGCUGCUGGUGCUCCUGCCCGACACGGCCAAGCAGCAGGAGCUGCUGUCUGCGCACACACACUUCCGAGGCCGAGAGAGGCCUCCGGGCACCAAGGCCAAGAAGAAGAAGAGCGCAUGGCAGGCCAGCGCCCGGCCGGCGGGCCUGGACUGCUGCGUGUGCCCCACCUGCCAGCAGGUGCUCGCGCAUGGGGACGUCAGCAGCCACCAGGCACUGCACGCCGCCCAGGACAACGACUUUCCCUCCCUGCAAGCCAUCGCCAGGAUCCUCACGUAGCUCCCGCCAGCAUGGGCAGGAGCCGCCACACCCGUGAGCCUCCUUCCUCCUUCCUGGCUGCCGUGCAGCCGGGUGAGGCCCUGGUGAGGCCGCCUGCUCGGCCCCUCAGCUGGCCAGCCCGCCAGGGGUCACCAGGAAGGCCCACCCUGCCCCGUCAGCACACCGUCACAGAGGAGUCCAUCCCGUUUCCUCCUGGGAGCCGGGCGAAGGCCUUGGUGGCGGGCUGCUUUUGGUUUGUUUUCAUGCUUUUGGAGGUUGUGAGGGGAGGGAAGGGCUGGGAGGCCGUAGCCUGUCCGUGCUGUCCGAGCUGGUGGCAACAGUGGCCCUCUCCAGGCGCCCCCCCCAGCCAGAGGGCUGCGGCGCUGCGGCCCCCAAGCCAGAAGCUGUGGGUCCACCCGUGCUGGAGUCAGAUGUUGAGCGUGUUGUGUAAACAGUUGGCUGUUUCGUGAUUCAAGAACGUUCAGGAUUAAAAGCAGACGCAAAAUUGUGCUACUUGAAGUUGUAUCUUUUUAUGAGACAAGCUGAAUCUGGGAUCUCUAAUUGCCUCUGACCUUUUAUAAGACCGUGUAUCUUCAAAUAAAUUUAUUUUGCAAUAACGCA
Neofelis nebulosa (Clouded leopard) is the source of this 3438-nucleotide messenger RNA. It is a transcript of the gene ZNF598, whose product is annotated as zinc finger protein 598, E3 ubiquitin ligase. Gene Ontology annotation, biological process: rescue of stalled cytosolic ribosome; protein ubiquitination. The transcript is spliced from 12 exons. Gene Ontology annotation, molecular function: ubiquitin protein ligase activity; ribosome binding. The record is from RefSeq and is a predicted model, not a curated record. NCBI's taxonomy places the organism in Eukaryota, Metazoa, Chordata, Mammalia, Carnivora, Felidae. Bases 61 to 2838 code for a protein of 925 amino acids.